Molecule: messenger RNA, 3875 nt
Organism: Punica granatum (pomegranate)
Lineage: Eukaryota; Viridiplantae; Streptophyta; Magnoliopsida; Myrtales; Lythraceae
Source: RefSeq, a predicted model, not a curated record
CUUCUCCCCUUGGUCUGGUCUAAGUUUGCCUAAAGAAAAGCUCAAACAGACUGACACACAUAACCCUCCAUUUCCAGCGAAACCUUCGAUUUCCCUCGCCUUUCACAUAGAACAUAAAGCAAAAGAAGAGAGAGUUCAAUAAAGAAAAGCUUGGAGCCUUGGCUUCUUUGCUCUUUCACCAAAAUGUUUGAAUUCCCCUGCAUUUCUUUCAUUUCGUGCUUCCUUUCCCUCCAAACUCCUCGGUCGGGGAUAAAUUGAGCCUGAUAAUCUCCGGUUGGAGUAGAGAAGUUUGAAGACAUGAUUCUCAUUGUCUUGACAGUGUUGAUCUUGCAAGGAACGCUGCAAUGUGGUUCGUCUUCCUUGCUCGGAGAUUUCGAUGCCUUAAUAGAGCUGAAGCAAGGUUUCCAGUCUGCUGAAUCAGUUUUAAGCACCUGGAACUCGUCGGUCCCUGGUUCCGUCUGCUCAUGGACAGAGGUCAGAUGCUCAAGGGGACGAGUUGUAUCUGUCAACCUCGCCGAUUUGAACCUCCAGGGCUCGAUAAGUUCUGCUGCAAUUUCGAGGCUCGACCAUCUGGUGGAGCUCACUCUUUCAGGGAACAACUUUGGGGGCCCGAUCUCGGUCUCAAACUUGAGCAGUCUUCGGUGGCUCAACAUCUCGAACAACCAGUUCAGUGGAAGCUUGGAGUGGAACUUCUCCAGUAUCCGGAAAUUGAAAGUACUCGAUGCUUAUAACAAUAACUUCACCGGUCCACUUCCACUAGGAAUUGCAAGCUUAGAGAGGCUCGAGUUCUUGAGCCUCGGCGGGAAUUACCUUACUGGGAAAAUCCCAGAAAGUUACGGCAACUUUUCGGGGUUGAAGUACUUAUCUCUCGCUGGGAACGAACUCCACGGAAAAAUACCAGCUGAGCUGGGGAACUUGACUGCCCUGCGGGAGAUUUACUUGAAUUACUACAAUGUCUUCGAGGAUGGGAUUCCUAGAGAGCUUGGCAAUCUCGUAAAUCUUGUUCAUGCGGACCUUUCUUCAUGUGGAUUGGAUGGUGAAAUUCCGGGCGAGUUGGGGAAUCUGAGGUCACUCAACACGCUAUAUUUACACAUCAAUGUCCUCUCCGGUCCAAUUCCUCGAGAGCUAGGGAACCUAACGAGAUUGGUGAACCUCGACCUCUCCAUCAACUCACUCACUGGAGAGAUUCCAUUUGAGUUUGCAAAUCUCAAGCGGCUCGAGCUUCUGAAUCUCUUCAUGAACAGGCUUCAUGGCUCGAUUCCUGAGUUUGUUUCUGAACUCCCAAGACUGGAGAGACUCGAGCUCUGGAGGAACAACUUCACAGGCAUGAUUCCUAGGAAUCUAGGCCAAAAUGGGAGGCUUCAACGACUUGAUUUGUCCUCCAACAAGCUCACCGGCACAGUCCCGCCCAGCCUGUGUCUUUCCAAUCGACUUGAGGUAUUGAUUCUCCUCGAGAACUUCCUCUUUGGUCCAAUUCCAGAAAGCCUCGGUCGGUGCCUUAGCCUUGUCCGGGUAAGGCUAGGACAUAAUUACCUGAAUGGAAGCAUUCCUGAGGGCUUCAUUUACUUGCCCGAGCUGAACCUGAUUGAGCUGCACAACAAUUUCCUAUCAGGAACAUUGUCAGAAAAUUAUCGAAACAUCUCACAGAAUCCCGGUAAGUUGAACAAGCUGAACCUGUCUAACAACUUGCUCUCUGGACCAUUACCCAUUUCACUAUCGAACUUCUCUAACCUUCAGAUCCUUCUGCUCAAUGGGAACAGAUUCUCGGGUCCAAUCCCGGAUUCUUUAGUAACCUUGAGAGCAAUUGUAAAGCUCGAUCUCAGUCAGAACCUUUUAUCGGGUCAGAUUCCUAAAGAAAUCGGGAAGUGCAACCAUCUCACCUACCUUGAUAUGAGCCAGAACAACCUUACAGGUCCGAUCCCACCCGAAAUUUCUGAUGUUCAGGUAUUGAAUUACUUCAAUGUAUCAAGAAACCAUCUGAACCAAGCCAUCCCCGUGAAAAUCAGCAUGACAAAGAGCCUUACCAACGCGGACUUCUCCUUCAACAAUUUUUCCGGAGAAAUCCCCGAAUCAGGGCAAUUCUUGGCCCUCAAUGCAUCUUCCUUUGUUGGCAAUCCUCAUCUUUGUGGUUCCAUCCUUAGAAAUCCUUGCAAUGUCGCCGUACUAUUGACAGACAAGACAGAGAACAAGGGGCCGUCAAACUUGAGGCUCAUUAUAGCGCUUGCCAUAUUAGUGUUCUCUCUAGCCUUUGCAGCAGCUGCAAUUUUCAAGGCCAAGUCGUUCAAGAGGAAGGGCGGUAACUCCUGGAAGAUGACCUCAUUCCAGAAGCUUGAUUUUGGUGUUUUGGAUGUCCUCGAUUGUUUGAAAGAUGGGAACGAGAUCGGUAGAGGUGGUGCUGGGACUGUUUACCACGGGAAGAUGCCAAACGGGGUUGAGAUCGCUGUAAAGAAACUUCCAGGACUUGGUGCCAAAAAUCACCAUGACCGUGGGUUCCGAGCUGAGAUUCAAACGUUAGGAAACAUCCGUCACCGGAAUAUAGUGAGGCUGCUUGCUUUCUGCUCGAACAAGGAUGCAAACCUGCUCGUCUACGAGUACAUGAAGAAUGGAAGCUUAGGAGAGGCAUUGCAUGGGAAGAAGGAAGGAAUGUUCCUAGGAUGGGAUCUGAGGUACAAGAUCGCUGUCGAGGCUGCCAAGGGCCUUUGCUAUCUGCAUCAUGACUGCUCGCCGCUAAUCGUGCACCGGGAUGUGAAGUCCAACAACAUCCUACUGAAUUCGAGCUUCGAGGCGCACAUUGCUGACUUUGGGCUGGCCAAGUUCCUAUCAGGCGGCAGUGGUCGGUCCGAGUGCAUGUCAGCAGUUGCUGGAUCCUAUGGCUACAUUGCUCCCGAGUACGCGUACACACUGCAGGUGGAUGAGAAGAGCGAUGUGUACAGCUUCGGGGUCGUCCUCCUGGAACUCCUGAUGGGCCGCCGGCCUGUGGGUGAUUUUGGGGAAGGCGUUGACAUAGUUCAAUGGACGAAGAUGGCGACCGGCGGCCACAGAGAGGAGGUGACCCGUAUAAUGGAUUCAAGGCUAACCCUGGUCCCGAAAGAUGAGGCGAUGCACAUGUUCUUCAUCGCAGAGCUCUGCAUCCAAGAGAACAGCGUCGAGCGCCCGACCAUGAGGGAAGUUGUUCAGAUGCUGUCGGAGUUCCCUCAUCACUUAUCAAAUGAUGAGUCGUCGUCUCAUUCGGCCCGCUGCAGUACCAACACAAGCUAGGAAGCGGUCAAGGAGGUGCUUGUGAGAGUCCUCAGGAAUGUCCUGACUAUGUCUAUCAGAAACAGAAGUAUCCGUAUAAACUUCGUAAAUCUUAUGCGGUCGAUGUAAAUCUCCGAUGUGAUGCGCCAAGAAAAUAUCAUCCGGCAUGGCAUUUGUCCAGGAUGGAUCGUCAUAACAAAUCUUGCUAUCCAACUGUCAUUCAAAGAAAUUGGGACCAUGGAAAUGUUGCGAUGAUUAAUGCUUUGCUGGUGUGCUAAAUAAAGAGGGGACAAGAGAUAGGCCGGACCGUACACGAUAAUGCUAAUCGUAAGUGCCUAAUCCCCCCGGACCUCACAAGUCGCUUUCGUGUUUCCCAUCACAUCGAAUGAUGCUUAGUGAAUCAAAUUGUGAUUUUACUGAAAGAAGGAUCUGGAAAUUAAUCCGUGAUCAGCGUGUAAAGUCUUUACCAAAACGAUAAGCGCUAUAUGACACCGGAACAAAAGUGGACUUAUAUAUAAAUGGAUACAGAAUCAACCAAUUUUAAGUAACACAAACAAUCAAACAGAAAAUAUAUAUGUGCAAGAACUGAAUCUGCACUUAAACUUAUACUCUCAAUGGAGCCCUUUUUUUUUUCUUUA